CUUCAGUAUUUCAUAUUUUCCCCCUUCUCUCCCACCGUGUUGUGAUAAUGUUUAAUGGCUUAUAAUGAUGAUGAUGGGAUGAUUUUUACUUCGAAAACUGUGACAGUUGUUAAGUUAAGCUUCAGUUGUUUUAUCUAGUCGAUAUGAAGCUGAGUUAUGCCUUCAGAACCAUCUUGAGGGAGGAAAGUUUUGCUGCUCUGUAUAAAGGGAUUGUUCCUGGCCUUUUCCUCCAGGUUUCUCAUGGUGCAUCUUUUACAGUUUAUGAACUCCGUACAUUUAUUGCCAACUCGAGGUCUGGAUGGUCCAAAGUGGAUGCUCAAAGUUCUGGGGAAUUACUGAAUUCAGUUGAUUAUGCUGUUCUUGGAGGAUCUUCUAAAAUUGCUGCCAUGCUUCUGACACACCAAUUUCAAGUAAAUAGAAAUUUGACUUAUGAAUGUCCCUGUGGCUUUGAUCACGUUCAUUGUGUACGAAAACGUCUUAAACUUCCUCAAACUGACAAGACAAUGGGAAUAAAAUUUGUUGUUCCAACUAUAUUGCUAUUUCUUCAUUGCAAAAGCUGGAGGUGAAGCACAGAGCUUAUGUACAAAGACAUUUAUAGAGGAAAAAGUCCACUGAAGUCUUGCUGAGCUCUCUCCUGUUGGAUGAAAUGGUG
This is a messenger RNA of Cucurbita moschata (crookneck pumpkin), 652 nucleotides long. RefSeq names its product folate transporter 1, chloroplastic. Gene Ontology annotation, biological process: folate import into mitochondrion; nucleotide transport. Gene Ontology annotation, molecular function: folic acid transmembrane transporter activity; FAD transmembrane transporter activity. Gene Ontology annotation, cellular component: chloroplast envelope. Lineage: Eukaryota; Viridiplantae; Streptophyta; Magnoliopsida; Cucurbitales; Cucurbitaceae. The record is from RefSeq and is a predicted model, not a curated record.